Tribolium madens (black flour beetle) is the source of this 1232-nucleotide messenger RNA. RefSeq lists its product as uncharacterized. The transcript has a single exon. The record is from RefSeq and is a predicted model, not a curated record. NCBI's taxonomy places the organism in Eukaryota, Metazoa, Arthropoda, Insecta, Coleoptera, Tenebrionidae. Bases 153 to 617 code for a protein of 154 amino acids.
CAAAUGGACAAAUGGAGCGAUAUAACAGGACCAUCCUUGGUGCAUUAAGCUGUUCGUAAGAACAAGAAAACAAAUGGGAUGAAAAGAUUAACCAAAUACGUUUUGGGAUUAAUGCAACAAAGAAUAAAACUACAGGAAAAUGCCCUUAUGAGAUGCUAAUGGGCUAUUGUCCACGUAGUGUAGAUGAUGCCUAUUUGCUGAACAAUCUGGCUGUAAAUGAAAAACAGCAAGAUAUACAACAGUUACAAACAGAAGGUAUUCAAAACACUGUAAAAGAGCAGCAGCGACAAAAGAAACAUUUUGAUUCAAAACGACGACCUGCUAAACAUUAUGAAGUGGGCCGACAAGUGUUAGUCAGAAAAGUCCUUCCAUCAAACGAUGACAAAAGCAAGAAGUUGCUGCCAAAAUACUCAGGACCCUACGUGAUAACGAAAGUGCUUCCUCACGAUCGUUAUGUCAUAGAAGACCUACCAGGCGCACAACGUGCACAAAAAUUUUACAGUGGUGUUUGUCCAGUUGACAAAUUGAAACCAUAUGUGAACGAUAUGUCAGACGAUGCAUUUACAGCAUCAUCAGAAGAUGAAAGUAUUAAUGGAUUGAAGCAUAAAAAGGAUUGAUCUGAUUGGGUUUCAGUGGCCCGACAAGUAAUAUCAGCGAAGUGCCGAAGAGGCUAAAAUAGCCCAAUAUUUUCAUCGGCAACGUGCUGAUGACUGGGCGCAUGUAGCCCAUCACUUGAAGUUAGCGACGUGCUAACUGGGCUGACGUAACCCUGAAUUUUAAAGAUUUUCAUCGGCAACAUGCUGAUGAUUGGGCACAAAUAGUAGCAUAGGUAGUCCUAUGAGUUCAUGUAUAAGUUUUCAUUAGCAACGUGCUGAGCGAGCUGACACAGGUCUACGCUUCGCCUACGUAGCUCUACGUUAAUUUUCAGUCUUAUUAACCAAUAUAUUGAGCUCACGUAGCCAUCUUUUGGCUCACGUAGCUCUAUGUUCUUUCAGCUUUUCAUUAAACUUUCAGGUAUUGUAUUUUAGGCUUAGACCCAUGUAUAAAUCUCUACGAGGGCGUACAGCAAGGGUAGCAUGGCCGACUGUAAGCGAUUUCGAUUGUAACAACCUUGGAUAAUAUGAAGCAUAGCGAAAUCGGAACCCGAUCGUAUUUUAUGUUUAUUUUGGUAAAAACAAAGCAGUCGGGAUUAGAUGACGAUUCCGACUAAAAAUGGGAGAGGCCAUGUAGGG